GCUCCCUGCACCCUGUGCCAGCCCAGGAGAUCACCCAGGACACAGGGGAUAAUGCACACACUACACACCCCAUUGACCAGGACAGAGGGGGCUGAUGUUCCCCAGUCCUGGGUGAGGUGGCUACAGUGCUAGGGGGAUGCUCAGUGAAGGGCUCAACCUCAGCUUGGGGAGGCGCCCUCUGUCCUCCCUGGGGCUCAUGGUGUGCUUGCCCAGCUGGCCACACUCCCACCUGCCUGGGAAGGUGUCUGCUCUCCCCACCUGCCUGGGAAGGUGUCUGCUCUCCCCACCUGCCCCCACUGGCUGUGGGACUUGCUCCCAUGAACCUCAGACAUGGUUCAAAGUGUUCAACCCUGAGCCCUGGGAACAUCCAGGUGGGCCCAGGCCAGGACUUCAUGGCGAUGUGAAAAAACAGCUCUAGUCCCAGUAGAUCUGAAACAAGUCUGAGCACGGGAUGACCUCCCACCGCAGGAACUGGUGCCCAUGCCAGCAUGUCCAGCCCCACUGCUACCCCAGCUGUGUGCCCACAACCAGCCUCUUGUGCCCUCCAGCACAGCCCUGUGGUGCUUCCUGCCCCAACUCCACAGCCUGCAGUCAGAACUAACACAACCCACGACAGCAAAAGCCCAAGCCCCCCAGGUGUCUUUUGACAGCACCUUCCCACGUUCCUCUUUGUGUGUGUGCCAGGCUUGGCCCGUCACUGCUGCCUAAAUGUGUCACAAGGCCACAGGGGGACCUUAACCUGGUCACUUAUGAGCCACGUGGCGCCCUGGCUGCUAUAAAAGCUCGUGGUGCCCAGGGGUUCAGACUAUCUCCUUUCAGGAUGGCAUUCCUGUGGGUAGUUGCCUGCCUGGCCCUUGCCAGCACAGUCUCAGGCUGCGGGGUGCCCGCCAUCAGUCCCUCGGUGGCCUACAGCGAGAGGAUUGUCAAUGGGCAGAACGCCGUGCCCGGCUCAUGGCCCUGGCAGGUGUCCCUGCAGACCACCACAGGAUCCCACUUCUGCGGUGGCUCCUUGAUCAACCAGUACUGGGUCGUCACAGCUGCCCACUGCAACUUCAACCCACGUUCCCACGUUGUUGUCCUGGGGGAAUACAGCCUUACUUCCAACAGCGAGCCCGUCCAAGUGAAGACCGUGUCCAGGGCCAUCACCAACCCUGGCUGGAACCCCAACACCAUGAACAAUGACAUCACCCUGCUGAGGCUGUCCACGCCUGCCCAGCUGGGGGCCCGUGUGUCCACCAUCUGCCUGGCCCCUGCCAACCUGGCUCUGCCCUAUAACGCCUGGGCUGUCACCACCGGCUGGGGACGCACCAACCCCAACUCCCAAGCCUUGGCAGCAGUCCUGCAGCAGGUGACCGUGCCCCUGAUCUCCCAGAGCCAGUGCAUGCAGUACUGGGGCAAUCAGAUCACCAGCUCCAUGAUCUGUGCCGGUGGGGCUGGUGCCACCUCCUGCCAGGGUGACUCUGGUGGACCUCUGGUGUACCAGACUGGGAAUGGCUGGACCUUGAUUGGCAUUGUCUCCUGGGGAUCCUCCAACUGCAACAUCAACACGCCGGCCAUGUACACUCGUGUCAGCCAGUUCCGUAACUGGAUCGAUGCUGUUGUUGCUCAGGGGUAAAGCUGCUGCCAGCCUGAUCCCUUCACUGGCAUUAAUAAAGUAAUAAAGUAGCAGCUUUUGCUUGGGCCAAGCACUGUCUCUGCCUCCUUUCUUCUCAUGAUGCAGAAUGGGGUGGAAGAUACAUGGAGGAGCCUGGGGCUUCUCUGCUUCCCAGAGCUGGAGCUUGGUGCCCAACUGGGACCCAGGGGGAACUGCCAAACUAGGACAGGAUGCUCAGGAAGAGGGGGAGCAGGGCUGGCUGGGGCUCAGGGGGUCUUCAAGCACACCCUGGCACCAAUCCAGGCAGUGCUGAAGGUUGGGAGAAUGGUCCUCCCACUGACCUAGGUGCCACCAGGGAAGGGAGUGUGGAGCUGCAGCUCAGCACCAGAAAGGAUUGCCCAGCUGCAGUGGGAGGUGGGUGUUGGUGGGGGCACAGCACCCUAAAGGAUCCCUGCCUGCAGUUUAGAGCCAUGACUCGUGUAGCAGCUGAGAACACAGCUGAAAGGGAGAAGUGCCACAGGCAGCUCCAGCUCCUGGGGAUGGUGGAAGGGGAUGGCUGGAGGACAGCACACUGCUUCACACCUGCAGAUCUGCCAGGUAGCAGCAGGAAACUGCAGGCAAUUGCAAACGAAAAUUUGAAUCUGAAAACAAAUUUCAAGCCAGGUGACAGGCUUUUACUCAAAUGGGUUCCUGAGACAAUGGCUGGUGGGGGAAAAAAAAAGUCUUGUGUGACAUGGGAGUAGCAAGACACAUGCUCAAUGAAUUACAAUCCAGCUCCCAGCAGCUCCAAAUAGAGCUGGUGAUAAGGCACUGUGGAGAGAAGCAGGAUCAGACUGUCCCAACAGGAGGUGUGGGGUUUAGUUUUCCUUACCAGGGAUGUGAAGGUGAUACUGUGUGAAUCACAGCCCCCAAAGUGUAAUCACUCUGUUAAGCAGAGAGUGACAUUACACAGGGACACACUGAUGGGAGGGGUAUGGAACAUCAAUGGAAGGCAAACAUUAACAAUCAGGCCCAUAUGAUUGAGUUAAAUACAAAUCUGCUCAAGUAAAGCCUAGGGCUAACAAAUUUUAGUGGUCAAUAGAGUUAGAGUUUUUUUAGUGGUUUGCCCUGCAGGGAGCAUCUAACUGACCUUAAAGGCAAGUGAACAGGGAUGUGGGGAUGGACCAUGCAGGCAGAGAGAACUGGGGCUAUAGGGAACUUCAAACAGGAAUGACCAACUGCAGCACUGUGGGUCACCUGGUCUGUGUGCUGGGCUCUCUGUCAGCUCUGCCCCACUGGGAUGGGGUCCCCUGCCCUUGGAAAAUCCUGGAGAAGAGGUGUCUCAAGAGGGGUGUGCAUUGUUCACAAGUUUUCCUGUUCGUCCAUAAAAGCUGCUCAGAGUAAAACUGGAGAGGUGAUGAGUGGCUGUGGACAAACCAGAGCAUUCCUCUGGCCCAGUCUACCACCUUGCAGCCAAUGAAAAAUAAACAGAAUGUCCCAAAGUGCCUGUUCAGCCUCCCAGCUGCACCUUCCAGCCACAGGCUGAGUGCCUGCCUCAUCCAGGGCACCCCAAGGACAUCCCAGCCCUGCACAAGGUCUCCCUUGGGCAGCUGCAGUACAGAAACCAGCAAACCCUCUGAUGGGCACUUUGGUACUGUUGCUGUGAUCUAUGAACAUAACAGAGGGGUGAGCACCUCCUGGGUCUCCAUGGACUUACUGACCAUCAUUCCCAGCCUGGAAAUCAGGCCUGGAAUUGCCUUCCAGCAGCCAGCCUGCAGGUGAUCCACCAGGCACAAGUAAGGACAGCAGAGCCGUGGGGUACACAGAAUACAUGGACAUGUUUUAGCAGAACGAGUACAACAAAUAAAUAAUUCUGUACACUCUAAUGUGAACAUUACAGACUAAUUACAAUGGGUCCCACCUCAUGUGACAGGACAGUCCUUAGAGUAAAGCCAGGACUCAAAAGGCAAGGCACAGAACAGGACACUGGAUGUGACACAGACCGAGCGGGUGAGACCAGAGUCGCUUCCAAACCGUUCCAACCCAGCAGCGGAAACUGGGCAACCAAAAAUAACAGCAAGUGCAGGAAGAUGUCAGAUUCCAAGGGCUUCCUGGGAGGUCCUUCCGUAGGGAAAGGCCACAGGAAAGCUCAGGGCAUCAGAGCUGCUGCUUUGUAACACCAGGAGCUGCUGCUUUGUAACACACUCACUGCUCCAGGAACCGAUUCCACAUUCAGCAAACAAACAGUGCAGUGCCCUCUGCAACAGCAGCCAGAGCUCGCCCAUCACACAUCUGCAGCAUCACCAGGCAGGGGAGGACAGUGGGAAAGGGACAAUUGUCACAGGCAGAGCCCCCACUGCCCCUGGCACACUGAGCUCUGUGAUGCCGCUCGCCACAGCACAUCCCUGGUGUUCACAUUUAUUUCUUUGGGAAGUUUCCUGCACAGUAAGGCACAGCUGACAUGCAGGCACCUGCCUUGGAGUGCUGCACUCAUAGUCCAGGGUGAGAGAGCAGACUGAGUGGUCAAAAAAAGCACCAAAACCCUCCCAAGAGUGGUGAAGGCAACUUGGGACUGGGUUCAUGCAGGGUGGUACAGGCACUUUGUGACACUUUCCAGGAGAAAACUGAGUGGGUGAGAGGCCUGGACAACCCAACCUCCCUGCAAAUUCUAGGGCUCACACUGGUGCCAAAGAAGCCAAUGUCUGUGUUGCUUUGCAUCAUUUAGAAAACGAAAUUAAGUCAAACAAUUGAGAUUUUAAUUUAUCCCACCUCAAACCCCCCAAAUCUUCAAUAUCAUUACUUAAACCAAUACAGCCCCACACAGCCUAACCAGAAGCUGUAACAGCCACACAGUGGUUGCCCUAUGUGGUACAAGACUGAGCUGAGCCUGCACUGCAGGUCCUCAAAGGCACCAUAUGGAAGCUUCUCCCUGCCCCUGGACUUGCCACAGCUCCUGCAGAGCCAAACCCAGAGCUGCUGCCCAUCAUUCCUAUUCCAGUUUGUGCAUCAGAUAAAAACUGACUCUCUCAGUACUGUAGCCAAACACCCAGGUAGAAAAAAGGACUGAGCAAUAGGGCAGGGCCUCAGAAACAGUGUAAAUCACCAGAACAGAAAAUAUCUCACCUAAAAGAGGAAAAUGCCCAGAUUCCAAAGGAAAGCAUGAGGGUUUAUCACAUCCAGAACAAACACGUGAAGCAGGCCCUGCACUGCAGCUGCUUUCCACAUCACUGCCAAAGCCAAGUCUGAGCCCAAGCCCCUCACAAGGCUCUCAAGCUCUCCUCCACGUACAGCUGUGUGCUUCCAAGAACAACACAGGGCAGGAGCAUCUGGAUGCUAUCACAGCUGCAGUGUUCAACAGCACAGGCUUCUUCAGGAAGGGUGGUUUCUACCCCCACUGGGCUGAUGUGUUAGGAUUUUCAGAAGCCUGAAGGAGAAGUAAAUAAAAAAUGGACUGAUAACUGCUAUUUUAGGAAAAUACACUACACACUCAAAAACCUGGAUGCAAAUCUUUAGACUCCUUAAUGCAAUUUUUGUAAGACUUUUUCACAUUCUUUUCCAAUAACCUUCAACAAAAAUAAUAAAAAUCAAGGAACCAACAGGCCACAUUCUUUGAAGCUGUAAUUCUCUCCCCUGAGAGAGCAGCCAAACUCCCAGGACAAAAGGAUGGGAUUGUUUUACACAGUACUGCUAAGUUCCAAAAGACAAACUACCCUAAUUCCCUUUUUACUCCUCAAAGAGCAGCGAGGAGGGGGCUGUGCUGGGACAAGGACACACCACAAUUUGCCACUAGGUGUCAUUCCAACUCCACCUCCCCUGCGUGAGCCAGAGCAGGCAAAACAGAAGCACUGAGAUUUGUAGUGGUCUGGAACAGGCAGGUGUCACUUCUGUCCUCCCUGCACAUUCAGGAGGGAAGCUUCCCAAAAACACCCUGUGAGCCUAAUUAAGAACCACCAUUAAGAGUCAAAGAAGGACAUUAAAAAAAAAAUAAAUGAAAGAACAGAAAAAACCAUUUCAGAGAGAUUUUAGUUUCUAAAAUCCCCAAAAAAGGCACUCCUGAAAAAUGUAAACUCCUGAGAUUUAAGACCAACUGAGCACUGAGCUGCUCCUGUGGAAUGAAGACAGAUGAUCAAGGUAAUUCACAGUGAAGAGCUUCUUAGAGGACAGAUUGAAGGCACCUGGACCAUGGCUCAGAAUUACAGCACUUUGCCUGUCCCCCUCCACACCAGACCAACUGAAAACCUGUCCCACUUGCAAGAAUAAAAGCACCUGAGGAAUUGUUCUUAAGCUGGACCUUCCAACGUGGCAUUUGGAACACCACAGUUUUCCAGACUGAGGGAAAGAUCUCUGAGGACUCCAGGGUCACUUGGACAGAGCUCUGCUCAUCUCCCCUCUGGCCACAUGUUAUUGUCUGGCUGCAAAGCUCCUAUGAAUAUUGGAUUUAGAAACAGAAGAGGGAGUGAGCCAAGAGUUAAAAUUGAACUAUGGAAGGAAAGCCUGUAAAGAUUUUCCCAUGCAAACAAGAAAACCUUGCAUUUGUGAGAAGAAUUAGAGUUCUUUUUUUAGAAAAGCCAAAGCUCUUUAUGGGAUGGCCUUGGUCCUCUUCCCACAGUUCCCAAGCAGUGGAGUGCCUGAGGACUGCACACACCUCAAUACCAUGGAGAGGCAGAUGCAAAUAUCCAGCAUUCUCAGCUAUGGGAUGGAUCCUCCUUCUGCCAAUUCACCCCCAGCCACAGAGCAUCACCACCAAAUCCUGGCACUGUCAGGAACCUGCACAGCAACCUCCUGCUCCUCAAAACACAUUCCAGCCCAAAGCAACCACAAACGAUCACUCUGAACUUCCCCUGGUGAAAAAACGGUUGUGGAAAAGAUCAAUGAAGCAAAAAUUGCCACAGAAGAGAAGAUUCUUGUUCUGCUUUGUGAAGGUGGAGAAAGAAGCCUGGUUAGCCCAGAGCUUUAUGCAUUCCUCAUCCCAUAAGGGAAGGAUAAAGGAACAGCAUGGGCAGAUCUCUGCAUGAUGCCUGUGCAUUUUGACAGUCUAGUGGUUAAGGGGAAGGCUCUCAGUUCUAGAGACUCAGUUGGCUCAGUUCAUCAGUUUGACCCCCUCACACAGGCAAAAUAAAAUCCCUGUUUUAUGGAUAAAAAUGCAGGAUAAUCUGGGGAGGGCCAUGGGAGCAGCCAGGAGGUAAAAGCAAUCACAGUGCCUGGAGUGAUGCUCCAAACACACCAAAGCCUCUUCAAGUAAUGGCUCAGAACCAGAAGUGCUCCCAGAGAGCCUCCUGCCACCACCUGACCUGCAGGACCCCAGGGUCCAGCUGAUCCUGGCCCAAGAGGGGCUCCUGCUUUUGGGGAGCUGUUUGCAGGACCAUGAGGGACACUGAACUGUUUAUGAAGCAAAACGUGGCAAGCUGCCUGCUUUGUCAGAAAUCACAUCUAGUUUAAAGUUCCUGGUAACAAACUAGGGAAAAACAAUGUGAGGAGGUAAAAAGAUGCUGAAAAUAUUUUUGUCUGCAGUCCACAGAGUUGAAAAAAACGAAUACAGGAAAUUCUAAAGUAUCUGUUAAUGCUGAUGGAUGAAAGACUGCGUGUGACAUGGGAGGAUGGGUUGCUCAGAGCAAGGGCAGCCUGCAAAGGAUGUGAGGUUUUCAAAGUAACAUGAAAAACCACACAAAGGAUUUUGAAUUCACUCCUGCUACACACAGUGGCUGUCCUCAAGUGUCUGCUCUAUUUUCCACCACAUGCUUGGCACACCAGGCUGGUUACAGCCCAUCCUACAUUUGGGGUGGGAGCACACCCCCAGAAAUCCCCCUUUAUUUUUUUUUACCUUAGCACAGAAAACUCCAAUCUUCCCCCAUUAAAGCUGCUUUGCUGUUUGCUGACUGGGAGUGACUGUGAGAGCUCCCUGGAGAUGGGACUGACCACUUCAGCCCUGCUGACACUGAAACACAGUGGCACAGCCAUCAAUCCUAGGAAAAGCCAAGCUCACCAGAUCCUUGAGCUGGGACUUGCCUGCAUCUCCAGCCCAGAGCCAAGCAAGCCCUUCCCAAGUGCACUGCACAAAGCAAAUCGUGUGGCUUUGUAAGAAAAGUUUCAAACCCCAGCAUUUUCCUUCACUGUUGAUCUUGUCUCUGCUACCAUGAGAAGCCAAAUCCAUCCUGAUGGUGUCUGUGCCAUCAGCCCCACUUUGCUGCCCUAACUAGUUGGGAAGAGAAUCCCAGCAGGCUUGCAGAAAGCUCAGCUCUGCAGCCCCACCUCCCCUGAGAGUCCUUUGUAAGAGGCCACCUCAUCACCCACACAGCACAAGGACUCCUCAAAGGCAGCUUUUUCCUGGUGAACUUAAGUCACCCCUCACAGCUCUAGGGCAUUUGUACAAUGUCUCCAGGGUAUUGUCACUGCUGACACUCCCAGACUGGGCUUCCACUACCCAGGCCCCCACCCUGAUGCUGUGGAGCCAUUUGUGGCCACCCCAAGAGCUCCCACCACCACUGUCCCAAAGCAGGGGUGGCAGUGCUGGGGCUGCACAGGCACACAAAGCAGGGGAGCCCUGUCAAAUCUGCAGGCAGGAAGCAGCCUGAAAGCACCAAGGUUCUGGUGCAGUGAUGUGGUCAGUAAGACUGUGCUUACAGUGGUUAUAGCCCAUCCCACCUCUGGGGUGGGAAGCACAUCCCUAAAAUCUCCCUCCUCUUUUUUCCCCUUAGCACAAAAAACCUUCUCAAUCUUCUUCUGAAGGGUACAAGGUGUGCAACACGUCAGAGACACAACAGAGCCACAAGAACGACAAGCCCUGCGUGACAGGCACUGGUCUUGCUGCAAACAGGGAAAG
Molecule: messenger RNA, 8393 nt
Organism: Zonotrichia albicollis (white-throated sparrow)
Lineage: Eukaryota; Metazoa; Chordata; Aves; Passeriformes; Passerellidae
Gene: CTRL
Product: chymotrypsin like
Biological process (GO): proteolysis
Molecular function (GO): serine-type endopeptidase activity
Source: RefSeq, a predicted model, not a curated record